GCAGAAAAUAAAGUCGCUUAGUAUUUAUUUCGCUGCUGAACUUUGACGAGUGAAUUUGUGUCGUUUUGCUGCUCGUGGAAAAGAAAGUCUCUUUGUGAUUUAGUGUUUAAUAAUUAGAAAAUAUACAAAAUAAAAAUGAUUACACGCAAAAAAAUUCUUGUUAUCUUAAUUUUGGCAUUGCUAAGUUUUGAGGAUGGAAUGUCAAUGGCAAUAAAUGAUGCACUUGAUUUUCAAGAUUGUGGUAGCAAAUAUGACAUUAUCUCGUUGGAUAUUGCCAAUUGUUAUAGUAUUCCAUGUGGUGUAACUCAAGGGAACCUAAUUGAGAUAACGUAUGAGCUAGAAAAAACACUUACAAGUGAUACAGAUUCUGUGACUUUUGAAGCUUAUUGGCUAGUUAGCGGCACACAGUACACAGCUUUCAUUCUGCCUGACAAUUGCAAUUUAGGAGACUGCUUGUCAAUAUCAGAUAAUCGAAUGCAAUUUACAGUUUUACUUUACGUGCCUGAAAUAAUGCCAUCGAUGUCAAGUGGCUCUUUAUAUUGGAGGACAAUGAAUGCACAGACAAGGGAGAUGAUAUCAUGUUCAAGAGUUCCAAUUUAUACUUUUUAAAUUAUAUUUACCAUAAUUGUUCGAAUUAUGUGGAUUGACUGUCAACAAAAUUACCUUCAAAAUUACUCUAAAAAAUCAUAUUUAUACUAUUUGAUUACGAUUCUGAUUGAUAUUUUAUGUUUUAUACCUCUAUGUUUAUUUUCGAGUGAUAUUUGAAUUCAAUAAAAAUAUUU
This is a messenger RNA of Chironomus riparius, 782 nucleotides long. NCBI's taxonomy places the organism in Eukaryota, Metazoa, Arthropoda, Insecta, Diptera, Chironomidae. The record is from the annotation of a GenBank genome assembly.